GACAGCAUCUCAUCACUGCCAUUGCAGAUCAGAUGUUUGGAUUCAAGACAACUUCAUGGGAGCUGGGCCGUCAACGAAGUGUCAUUGAGCUGGACACCCCCUCCAUGACAGCAGAGCAAAUAGAGGCCCUGGAGAGGAGCGUGAAUGAGAAAAUCCGGGAGAGGGUACCCGUGAUGGUGAGGGAACUGGCUGCAGAUGACCCUGAAAUUGAAACAGUGAGAAGCCGUGGUUUGCCAGAUGACCACGCAGGGCCAGUGCGAGUUGUUGACAUCGAAGGCAUAGACUCCAACAUGUGCUGUGGGACUCACGUCUCCAACCUGAGUGACUUGCAGGUUAUUAAACUCCUUGGCACAGAAAAAGGGAAGAAGAACAAGACCAACUUGGCUUUCCUGGCAGGAAACAGAGUGCUGAAGUCAAUCGAGCAAAGUCACAGUACUGAGAAGGCUCUGACCUCACUGCUCAAAAAUGGACCAGGUGAGCAUGUAGAGGCUGUGAGGAGACUGCAGAGUUCUGUGAAACUGCUUCAGAAGAAUAACUUGAACCUGCUCAGAGACAUUGCUGUUCUGGUAGCCCGGGACUUCAAGAGCAAACCUGUUCGAAGUCAGCUGUUUGUGUUACACAGGAAAGAGGGUGACUCUGAAUUUAUGAAUAUCAUCGCUAAUGAAAUUGGGACAGAGGAAACCCUGCUGUUCCUGACUGUGGGAGAUGAAAAAGAAGCAGGACUCUUUCUUCUAGCUGGACCUGCUGAAGCAGUUGAGCAUUUAGGUCCCAGGGUGGCAGAGCUGCUGGGAGGCAAAGGAGCUGGGAAGCGAGGCCGCUUUCAGGGCAAGGCAACCAAGAUGAGUCGGCGGGGAGAAGUGCAAGCUCUGCUUCAGGAAUUCAUCGGCCAUCGGAGCGCUGAAGCAUAAGCAUAAUGUUUGAA
Tauraco erythrolophus (red-crested turaco) is the source of this 922-nucleotide messenger RNA. The record is from RefSeq and is a predicted model, not a curated record. NCBI's taxonomy places the organism in Eukaryota, Metazoa, Chordata, Aves, Musophagiformes, Musophagidae.